AGAAGUUAUAGACUUACAACAACAUUGUCAACUGACAUGUCACGCCCUCUUGGUUCUUGGUGUUACUGUACAUUUCAUGUUGAAGCGUAAGAUCUCAGACUAUGACGCGUCUGACUCGUCGAUCUUUGGUGAUGUCCCAGCGCGGAACAAACGCCUCUUCCGACCCAAGCACAGCGUCAAACAGCAGUGGGCGCCGCAACCACAGAGCAAUAUGAGUGAGCUGCUAGACUUUGUUCUGCAGCACGAGGAAGCGUUUAAAAAUCAGCAUCGCCUUGCCUCGCUGUAUGCGGACUUCCGACAGCAGCUCGAGAUAAACCCAGAUGGCUACCAUGCCAACAUCGCAGCCUGGACGAAAGCGCUGGCUGAUGCUGCGCGAGCAGGUGUCAUCCCUUCGCAGGGUACUACGCGCGAUCUCUUGAAUAUACGGACCGCAGACGACCUUGCGCGAGCGCUGCAGCAUCCACAGUAUGGCAAACCCACGUGCCUACCUGCUGUGUUUCACGAGGCGGUGCAGAAGAAGGAGAUGAUGCCACUUAAAGACUUCAUGGGCUCAAAUGCCAGCAUAUACAAGACGUCUUGGGUGCCGACGCCGUGGUCUGCGCUGCAGUGGAGUCUGCGAACAGUCGGUGUGCUAGGCAAGGCUGCUCCGCCAGAUAAGCUCGCAGUGAGGAACUAUGUCGUGCUGAAGAACAUCGAGGUAGCCGGCGACGAGAUCUUGAAGAAGAUGAAGGAGCACACAUCGACCGCCGACCGGGUCCUGUCACGACGAAACUUCCUCGAACGCUUCUCGCACACGCUCAACCCCGCCGCGCCGCUGACGAACAACGAUCUCAAUAUCAUGCUGGUCUACCUAGCUCGAGACAAGCAGGCGAUAUCCUACGAUGCACAAACCAUCAAAUUCAAGCCUGAGCACGAAACGCAGGUCCUCCCUAUCACUGAAGAAGACGCCGCCAUUGCAGGACUGCGCGACACACUCGCAAACAUCAACGCUCAGAUUCCCCCGCUCAUGGAGAAGAUCGCGUCUGCCGACGCCGCAGCUCGCGAAGCGGUCGCCGCAAAGCAGAUGGUGCGCGCCAAAGCCGCUCUGCGGUCGAAGAAGCUCGCCGAAACAGCACUCGCACAGCGCUCGGACGUAGCUCUGCAGCUCGAAGGCGUGUACUCGCGACUACAGCAAGCAGCCGACCAAGUCGAGAUCGUAGAGGCAAUGCGCGCUGGCGCCGCGGCCCUGAAGGGCUUGAAUGAGAAGGUUGGCGGCGCAGAGGGCGUACAAGGUGUUGUCGAUGCUGUCAAUGAGCAGAUGGCUACUACAGAGGAGAUCACGAACAUCAUCAAUGAGACGGAUACUGUCGAUGAGGUGGACAUUGAAGAUGAAUUUGAGGCGCUCGAGCGGGUCGAGAAAGAGAAGAAAGACCGGGAGGAAGCUGCGAAGACAGCCGCAAGACUCGCAGAGCUCGAGGAGGUGGAGAGGAAGCAGAAGGAGCAACAGGCGAAGGAAGCAGCUGCUGCAAAAGAGAAGCAGUCUGACGAUGAUGUAGUCGAGGAGAAGGUCGAACAGGCGUCACAGGGUAUUGCGAACAUCUCAUUCCUACAGGAGGACGAGAAGACAGCAGAUUCAGAGCGUACGCCUGCAUAUGCUUGAGACGCGGCGCUUCUACGAAGUUAUUUCUUCAUCUUUUUGAUUUCGCAUAGCAUUGGCGUCAGGCAUUUACGAUACUACAUAGACAUUGGUGCGAGUCGCAAAUACAUAUCACACAACCUCCAGUCCCUCUCCAGUCAUAAAGUACAUCUUCCUCUCGACCCAUCCGUGCCCCCAAAAUCCUCCCGUCGGC
Messenger RNA from Boeremia exigua, 1829 nucleotides. Its product is annotated as Snf7-domain-containing protein. The record is from RefSeq and is a predicted model, not a curated record. The transcript has 2 exons. Gene Ontology annotation, cellular component: ESCRT III complex; multivesicular body; cytoplasmic side of plasma membrane. Gene Ontology annotation, biological process: late endosome to vacuole transport via multivesicular body sorting pathway; vesicle budding from membrane. Lineage: Eukaryota; Fungi; Ascomycota; Dothideomycetes; Pleosporales; Didymellaceae. The coding region runs from base 77 to 1639 and encodes 520 amino acids.